Messenger RNA from Seminavis robusta, 3322 nucleotides. NCBI's taxonomy places the organism in Eukaryota, Bacillariophyta, Bacillariophyceae, Naviculales, Naviculaceae. The record is from the annotation of a GenBank genome assembly.
CUUUUUCGACCUAAGGUUAAGGAUUCCAACGGUCAGGAUCUUUUGCAUGGCCACAGAUAAUUUCCCUCCCUCGACCCGCGAUCACAACACACCAAAGACCGAAGCACCUCCCGCCACAGUUGAUCAUCAACUGACGACUAUCAAGCUCUAGCUAAAACAGAAGAGAGACCAUGGCGUCUCCCGUGUCUAAAAGCGCUUCAGAAGACACGUCGCGUCGGCUAAUGCAGAUGGUGUGGAUUGGAGCUUUAUUCUAUGCCAUAUCCGUCAUUUUGAAUGCUGCUUAUCGGAUCCGUAUGCAUGCCAUUGAGGAGUACGGGCCUGUCAUUCAUGAAUUUGAUCCCUAUUUCAACUAUCGAGCCACAGAGUACCUUGCCGCCAAUGGCAUGCAUAAAUUCUUUCAUUGGUUUGACUACAAGGUGUGGUAUCCAUUGGGCCGACCUGUGGGAACGACGAUCUAUCCUGGGAUGCAAGUCACAGCGGUGGCAAUUCACAGGUACCUUUUGAGUAAUUGGAGUCUCAACGAUGUCUGUUGCUACAUGCCGGCUUGGUUUGGAGCCAUCGCUACCUUGAUUACUGGAUUGCUGGCCUAUGAAGCUUCCCUCCCACAAAAUACCAGCUCGAAUUUGAUCCAAUUUUUUUGGGAUAUUGUGCAGGGAACUUGUGGAAGAAACCAUACCAAGCCUACCAAAAACAACAAUUCGUUUUCCGGUUUUUCUCCAGCAUUGGAAUGCGCUGUCUUUGCCAUGGCCAUGAUGAGCAUCGUACCGGCUCAUUUAAUGAGAAGUGUGGGAGGAGGAUUUGACAAUGAAUCUGUGGCUACUACCGCUAUGAUCCUGACCUUUUACUGUUGGAUGAGAUCUCUCCGAAACGGAAAUGAUGUCACUACUAUCGCCGUCUAUGGAUGCCUCACUGGACUCUCCUACUUUUAUAUGGUUGCGUCCUGGGGAGGCUUUGUGUUUGUUUUGAAUUUAGUUGGUGUCCAUGCGGCGAUGCUGGUGGGGUUGGGACGAUUCUCCGAUAAGGUCUGGUUGAGCUAUUCUCUUUUCUAUUCUAUUGGUACUUUCUUGGCCAUUCAGGUCCCCGUUGUGGGAUGGGCUCCUCUCAAGUCCCUCGAACAGUUGGGACCCUGUGGAGUAUUCCUUGGAUACCAAGUCUUGCAAUUCUGCGAAGUUAUUCGAAGACGCAACAAUCUGUCCAGAACAGCUGCCUGGAAGCUCCGGAUUCAAGUAUGUGUGGCAUUGGCGGGUGCCUUGUUCAUCUUUGCCGUCUUUUUGGCUCCAUCCGGCUACUUUGGACCCAUCAGUUCUCGCGUUCGAGGACUUUUUGUGCAGCAUACUCGAACUGGGAAUCCAUUGGUUGACAGUGUCGCAGAGCAUCAACCGGCUUCCAGCCGAGCCUACUUUCAAUACCUCCAUCACGUUUGUUCUGUGGCUCCUAUUGGAUUUGUGUUGGUCAUGUGCAAUCUCAGUGACUCAUCGUCCUUCUUGAUUGCGUGGGGAACAACGGCGUAUUUUUUCAGUCAUAAAAUGGUCCGACUCAUCCUCUUGACCGCUCCUAUUGGUAGCGUACUCGGAGGCAUCGCAGCUGGGAGACUCUUUGCCUGGUGUCUCCAGCAGUGGUGGGAAAGUGAUGUGGAUUCCUCCAAAAAUGUGCCGAGAUCGUCGUCCAAUGGUAGUGCCAAUGAGGAACACGAGACGACGAACGGUAAAGGAAAAGACAGCAAAAAGGCUAAAAAACCAAAAAAGAAUACUCCUGGAGGAGCACCCUCAGCGGCUACUUCGGCAUCUGCCAGGACUAAAUCCAAAGGGAGUGGGAGCAACAGUUUUGAAGGCCUUCUUUCGCUCAAGCAGGCGUAUGAAACAGCUUCGAAAAGCAAAGAAGGUCUCUUUGUUCGCCGCACCAUCACGGUUGUCGUAGUCUUGUUGGGAUACACGGUUGGUACGAGCUUUACCAAGUACUGCUGGCGACUCUCAAAAGAUCUUUCCAAUCCAAGUAUCAUUAUCCAAGGACGCCUCAAAGAUGGUCGAGUGGUCAAGGUAGACGAUUACCGCGAAGCGUACUGGUGGCUCCGAGACAAUACACCGGAAGAUGCUCGCAUCAUGGCAUGGUGGGACUAUGGAUAUCAGAUUACGGGUAUCAGCAAUCGUACUACAAUCGCAGAUGGGAACACAUGGAAUCAUGAGCACAUUGCACUCCUUGGCCUGGCUCUAACCACUGACAUUGACGAGGGCUAUGAGAUUGCCCGUCAUCUGGCUGACUAUGUCCUUGUCUGGGGUGGAGGAGGCGGAGAUGAUCUUGCCAAAUCCCCCCACUUGGCUCGAAUUGCCAAUUCGGUCUACAGAGAGCACUGCCCUGGUGAUCCUUCUUGUCGUGCAUUUGGAGUGAUCGACAGCCGUGGAACUGCAUCACCAAUGAUGAAGCGAAGUUUGCUGUAUCACCUUCAUGGCCAUCAGAUCCGCCCUGGGGUCGAGGUGGAUCCAGAGCAGUUCCAGGAGGUGUACAGGUCCAAGUAUGGUAAGGUACGCAUCUUCAAAAUCAUUGGAGUGUCAGAAGAGUCCAAAGCUUGGGUUGCUGAUCACACCAACAAGCUCUGUGACGUUCCGGGAAGCUGGUUCUGUCCUGGCCAAUACCCUCCUGCCCUAUCCACCAUUAUUGGCAGAAAGAAGGACUUUGCGCAGCUUGAGGAUUUCAAUCGAGGAGCAGCUGACGAGGAAUAUCAACGUCAGUACUUUGAAUCACUUCAGAACCCAAAGAAGGCGUCAAAGACUGCCAUGCAGGAGGAAAUGCGCCGCAUGAAAGAGUCACGACAACCUGAGGAGCAACGAAAGCGUGUUGAUGAAAUCUACAACACUUGGGCUGAUACGGAAGAGACAACCCUGAUGUGGCGACUCAUUACUACCAACCAAGUGGAAGAAUUGAGGAGCAUUCUGGCAGAGGAGCCCACUUUGGCCUUUGUUCGCAGCAAGGAUGGACGUGGUCCCAUGUGGUGGGCUUUUGAGCAACGCCAUCAAGAAAUCACUACCAUCUUGAUGAAGACCGGAGUCCCUCACACAGAUCGUGAUGCACAAGGACUUGCCCCUGCAGACCUCCUUACUGGCAAGGCCUAAGACUCUCUGUAGGAGGCUUGAAGCAGUAAUGGCAUUGGUUACUGAGAAAAGACACGAGUUUAGCAGGAAAUCUUUCUGGCCAAGUUGACAUGUAGUUAGUUUGGCCCCAGCAGAUUCAACGGUCCUUUCAUCAAAUAUGCAUACCUAGCUAGCUACUAACAUUAGACUAUUCAAACUACUCAAGAGAGAUCCUGACAGUUGUUGCGAUAUUCAAG